Mytilinidion resinicola is the source of this 2178-nucleotide messenger RNA. RefSeq names its product kinase-like protein. Gene Ontology annotation, biological process: protein phosphorylation. Gene Ontology annotation, molecular function: protein kinase activity; ATP binding. The annotation marks the transcript as partial. NCBI's taxonomy places the organism in Eukaryota, Fungi, Ascomycota, Dothideomycetes, Mytilinidiales, Mytilinidiaceae. The transcript has 2 exons. The record is from RefSeq and is a predicted model, not a curated record.
AUGUGGAGCAGACUCAAUCUGCAGAAGUUUGGGAAUUGGCUCAAGAGGGAGGACGAGGAGCCGCCGCCAGGUGGCUGGGACGAGAAGUCCGGACGCGUCUCGGACGAUAACAAGGAGAACGGACGGCCGGGACUGCUGGGGAGGAGGACGAGCAGGAGGAGGAUGAACUCUGAGAAGAGGGAUAGACUUUUGCCGGUAGAUACGGCCAGUGAAGAGCGGAGGGCUACCUCUAUGGACAUGAGAGGCAGUGAACCGAAGGCACUGAGCCCACCGGCCGUGUCAAUUCCAUCACGCUCGAUGCCUGAGAUACAGAGCCCGUUUCAGGAGUCCCCAGGAAGACCCAUUGGAGGAGGAGAGGACUCCAACAUACCUCCUGGAUCCCGACAGGUCGAUUUUGGCUUCGAUCAGAACGCCGAGGAGCCGGCGCCUAUUGGACCACCACCCCCACUGUCGACCACUGGAGAGUUUACGGAGCAUGACGUAGAGUCCGAGGGCAUUGACGAGCAUCUUCUGCAGCAAGAACUCGAGGCAAAAUGGAUCCUCAACCUCAGCAUGCAUUUCCGGGAUCUUUCGGAUCGGGAAAAGUUUUUCAUCACCUACGCCGAGGAGUCGAACAAGUGGAGGAGAGUCACUGUUUCCUGCGACUAUCGGGACGUGCAGCCUGACUCACUCGAAGCGGAUCUGAAGAGUCUGCAUUACCAGAGAGACAAGAGUGCGAGGAUCUAUGAGUCCAUCCGUGACUCUCUACCAGACAUACAAUUUUACGACACAGUCACUAAUCUCAAGCUCGAGACGGCUGAUGGCAGACUCCACGUCCACGUUACCGAAGACGUCAACGAAAUCAUACCGUAUCCAGCAACGCCCGCCGUCGACCAUCUAUCCUGCCGCCGAUAUCGAGAGAACGCGGUCAAUUUCGAGUCGCAUAUCUCAGGCUUCGUGUACAAAGUUACUGUGGAUGGCAAGCACUACAUCAAGAAAGAAAUUCCAGGACCAGAUGCUGUGGAAGAAUUUCUAUAUGAGAUCAAUGCGCUCUGUAAUCUCCGUGACUCCAAGAGUGUCAUCAAGUUUGAAGGAGUCAUCGUGGACGACAAAGAUGAACUCAUCAAAGGUCUCCUCAUCAGCUAUGCAGAUCAAGGUGCUCUUGUAGAUUUGCUCUACGACUGGAAGAACACUGACAAGCUCCCGUGGGAACGACGCGAGAGAUGGGCCAAGCAGAUCGUCGAGGGCCUUUCGGAGAUACACGAGGCUGGCUUUGUCCAGGGCGACUUCACCCUCUCAAACAUUGUCAUCAACGACAACGAUGACGCCAAAAUCAUCGAUAUCAACCGUCGCGGUUGUCCUGUGGGAUGGGAACCCCCAGAGCUCGCCAAGCUGAUUGAAAGCGGCCAACGGAUAUCCAUCUACAUCGGCGUCAAAUCUGACCUCUUCCAAAUGGGCAUGGUUCUCUGGGCCCUCGCGGAACAACAGGAUGAACCGGAACGCCAAGAACGUCCGCUUACCCGGACUUUCGCUCGUCCGAACCACAUCCCGCAAUAUUAUCGCGAGCUUGUGAUCGCAUGCCUCAGCGAGAAUCCCCGUGACAGACUCACUGCCAGGGCCCUUCUCGGAAAAUUCCCCGAAGUCAUCCCUGAGCCUCCCAAGCCCCUGAUCAACUCUCGCCAUAGCAUAUCAACCCAUCGUUCGGACAAGGAAUACAUCGACCCUGCGACUGCUGUGAACCUCGAGGACCUCUCUACUCUUCGAGAACGUUCAGCUCGCUCUCAUUCGUCAUUCUCCGCUGGAGGCAUUACCUUUGCCGACGGUGCUCCCUCUACUGAAUACCAAUUUGGCUCUUCGGGCUCUUACAUCAUUCCGAAUCCUAGAGGCCGCCCACCAGAGAUACGAUCCAACCACCGCCAAUACGACAACUCGCCAUACGCCGCCCCACGCUCCGUCAUGAGUCUAGACGAUAGCGAACUCGAAAACGAACCGGCCAGUCUCCCCGAAAGCAGAGAGCCGCGCUGGGAACAAGUCUACGUCGAUGGCGAUACACGCCUCGUUCAACGGCACAACGUGGGCAUGCAAUCCCACGACUUCGUGAGAGAAGAAUCCUCCGCCCUCUGCAUCUCCACCCCACCUGGAGAGCUUGAAAAUUCUCUCGAAUCGUCCCUCAAGAGCGGAGAUACGCAGCUUCAACUU